Molecule: messenger RNA, 3785 nt
Organism: Cervus elaphus (red deer)
Lineage: Eukaryota; Metazoa; Chordata; Mammalia; Artiodactyla; Cervidae
Gene: DPY19L1
Product: dpy-19 like C-mannosyltransferase 1
Exons: 23
Coding region: 241-2487 (748 amino acids)
Cellular component (GO): nuclear inner membrane
Molecular function (GO): mannosyltransferase activity
Source: RefSeq, a predicted model, not a curated record
GCGGCGGCAACGGCGGCAGGCGCUCGAGUCCGGCGCCGCCUCCCGGCCGCACCGCCAGCAGGCAGCCGCCGCCCGGCCUUGCAGCUCUCCCCGCCUCCCCGCUCGCGGGGAGGGACCGGCCCGCCCUCCGCACGCCCGCCCGCCUGCCGGAGAGUGAGCGGCGCCGGGGCCGCCCCGCCAGCCCGGCGUUUCCCGGCCGCCGUCCGGGCGCGCGCAGCGAGCGGGCGCGACUAUGCCAAGAUGGUCUUGCAGGCGCGGAACAAGCACCGGGAGGCGGCCCCUAAGCCGCCCCAGCCGCCCCGCGCCUCGCAGUCACCGCUGAGGGGGUCGCCAGAUGUCGGCGCCGGGGAGCCCGGGCCCGAGCGCGCGCCCCCGUCCCCUCGGCGCAAGGGCGCCGCGGGCAGGAAGGGGCCCAGAGCCGAGUCCGCCGCGCCACCCGCCGGGGGCGGCCUCGGGGGGCGCUUGGCGGCCGGGCUGCGCGGGGCGCUGGGCCUGCGGCGCUCGGGGCGCGGCCGAACCUGGACCACGCUCCUGCUAGCUGCCUUUGCAGCAGUGUUGCACUGGAGUCAUAUAACACACCUCUUUGAAAAUGAUCGUCAUUUUUCUCACCUCUCAACAUUGGAAAGAGAGAUGGCUUUUCGCACUGAAAUGGGACUGUAUUAUUCCUACUUUAAGACUAUUGUGGAAGCACCCUCAUUUUUGAAUGGAGUAUGGAUGAUUAUGAAUGAUAAACUGACUGAAUAUCCCCUUGUUAUUAAUACAUUAAAAAGGUUCAAUCUUUACCCUGAGGUAAUCUUAGCCAGCUGGUACAGGAUUUAUACCAAAAUAAUGGAUUUGAUUGGUAUUCAAACCAAGAUAUGUUGGACGGUUACCAGAGGAGAAGGACUCAGCUCGAUUGAAAGCUGUGAAGGAUUGGGAGAUCCUGCUUGCUUUUAUGUUGCUGUAAUUUUUAUUUUAAAUGGACUAAUGAUGGCAUUGUUCUUCAUAUAUGGCACAUAUUUAAGCGGCAGCCGUUUAGGAGGCUUGGUUACAGUGUUGUGCUUCUUUUUCAAUCAUGGAGAGUGUACCCGUGUGAUGUGGACACCUCCUCUUCGUGAAAGCUUCUCAUAUCCAUUCCUUGUACUUCAGAUGUUGCUUGUGACUCAUAUUCUCAGGGCUACGAAACUUUACAGAGGAAGCUUGAUUGCACUCUGCAUUUCCAAUGUAUUUUUUAUGCUUCCCUGGCAGUUUGCUCAGUUUGUACUUCUUACUCAGAUUGCAUCAUUAUUUGCACUCUAUGUUGUGGGAUACAUUGACAUAAGCAAGUUACGGAAGAUCAUUUAUAUGCACAUGAUUUCUCUUGCACUUUGUUUUGUUUUGAUGUUUGGAAACUCAAUGUUAUUAACUUCUUAUUAUGCUUCCUCUUUGGUAAUUAUUUGGGGUUUACUGGCAAUGAAACCAUAUUUCCUGAAAAUAAAUGUAUCUGAACUUACUUUAUGGGUUAUCCAAGGAUGUUUUUGGUUAUUUGGAACUGUCAUACUAAAGUAUUUGACAUCUAAAAUCUUUGGUAUUGCAGAUGAUGCUCAUAUUGGCAACUUAUUAACAUCAAAAUUCUUCAGUUACAAGGAUUUUGACACUUUACUGUAUACAUGUGCAGCAGAGUUUGACUUUAUGGAGAAGGAGACUCCCUUGAGGUAUACAAAGACAUUAUUGCUUCCAGUUGUUCUUGUUGUGUUUGUUGUAAUCAUUAGAAAGGUCAUUAGUGACAUGUGGGUUGUCUUAACUAAACAACAGACACAUAUAAGAAAACACCAGUUUGAUCAUGGAGAGCUGGUUUAUCAUGCAUUGCAACUGUUAGCAUAUACAGUCCUUGGUGUUUUAAUUAUGAGACUAAAACUCUUCUUGACACCCCACAUGUGCAUUAUGGCUUCCUUGAUCUGCUCAAGACAGCUAUUUGGAUGGCUCUUUUGCAAAGUGCAUCCUGGUGCUGUUGUUUUUGCUGUGUUAGCAGCAAUGUCAAUACAAGGUUCUGCAAAUUUACAAACCCAGUGGAAUAUUGUAGGGGAAUUCAGCAAUUUGCCACAAGAAGAACUUAUAGAAUGGAUUAAAUACAGUACUAAACCAGAUGCAGUGUUUGCGGGUGCCAUGCCCACAAUGGCAAGUGUUAAACUCUCCGCACUUCGGCCCAUUGUGAAUCAUCCACAUUAUGAAGAUGCAGGUUUAAGAGCCAGAACGAAAAUAGUAUAUUCAAUGUAUAGCCGAAAAGCAGCUGAAGAAGUGAAGCGAGAAUUGAUAAAGUUACAAGUGAAUUACUACAUUCUGGAAGAAUCGUGGUGUAUAAGAAGAUCCAAGCCUGGAUGCAGUAUGCCUGAAAUCUGGGAUGUGGAAGAUCCUGCUAAUGCUGGGAAACCUCCCUUAUGUAACCUCUUAGUAAAGGAGUCCAAGCCUCACUUCACCACUGUAUUCCAGAACAGUGUUUACAAAGUCUUAGAAGUUAUAGAGGAGUGACUGCUGCCUACAGAGAAUUCCACCAGCAGAUUAACCUCAUUGUGGAUUGUCCUUGAGACCUGAGUCCUCGGGGCUGGUUUCCGGUGCCCGCUCCGGGGAGCCACUGAAGAGCUCUUCUCUUUCUGCCUUCUCUCCAGAGCCCAAGGACAAGCCUGGUCUGGGGGAAGCACUAGCUUGCUUAGAACAGACAGCUGCCAAGACAGCCCAGGCGGAGGCACGUGCAGCCCCCAGCCUGCCCCAGAGCCCGCCUUUCCCAGGGAGCCUCCUGCUGGCCGAGAUGGUCAGUGACUUCAGGUGCCUCUCCCUCUUUCUUGCUCACUGGGUGACUAAUUUCUUGGUCUUGGUCUUCAGCCAGUUUUAGAAAACAAGGAAGCAUCUGGGGAGUUUGGAUUAGGAGUAGAAUUUAAGCAGUGAUGCAGCAAUGCAGAAAAAAGGGAAGCGGGCACUUGAGGCCUGAGAGGAUGAAAGCCAGCAUGGGUGGGAGAGGAGAAGUGUGUGAUCUGCUCUAUUUCCCACUGUUUCUCAUAGAAGUGUGUUUUGUACAUCCAGCAGUUCCUAUUUUUUUAACUUUACUUUUAAAGUCAUUCUCUAUUUUUCCCCACCUUUAAAUAAUCCCCUUCCCAGUAAGUUUACAUGUAAUUAUUUGAAAUUCCACAUAGGAAAAACAUUAAAAUAGUGUUAUAACUGUCUUAUAUGCUGGGAAAAGAUAAAAGUAGUCAAAUUAGGGUUUUUUUUUUAAUUAUUAUUUUCAGAAGACUCCUUUCAUAGCAGUAUUUAUUCAUGUAGCUCCACCAGCAAGCUAUGAUUAUGUUUUAGGCCAGUCAGUUUAGAACAGACGCCCUGGGCUACGCUGCACACUCGGCCUUGGUCACAUCUGUAGCAGGCGGUGCUGAAGGUUAUAAAUAUCUUUUAUGGCAACACAGAGUAGUAGUAGGUUCGAUAUACAUGAUAAACAGUAUUAGAGCUCAGUAUUUUAUGCAUUUUUAGCAUUUAAAAAUAUUUUUGCUUUAGUGUGAGGAAGGUUAGGAUGGGCAGGGCAGUGACAAAAAUAGCUAUUGCUAUGACAUUAGGAAAGGGGAAAAAAAGUUGGGACAGUAUUCCUAAAAAAAGAUAAGCCUCUUAAAAGUGCUUAGUAGAAACAGUGUAGUGUUAAAAUAGGACAAUGAUACUAAGGAGAAAAUGAAAGAAUGUUAUCAGGAGUAAAUUGAUAAUGCAUACGGGAAUUGUAUUUUUAUGAAUUUUAUGCCAGUUGUUUACAUGUACUAUGUAUGUUAAAUAAAAAAGAUCAUGAAAAUAUG